This is a messenger RNA of Bemisia tabaci, 3640 nucleotides long. RefSeq names its product transcription factor giant. Gene Ontology annotation, cellular component: nucleus. Gene Ontology annotation, molecular function: RNA polymerase II cis-regulatory region sequence-specific DNA binding; DNA-binding transcription factor activity, RNA polymerase II-specific. Lineage: Eukaryota; Metazoa; Arthropoda; Insecta; Hemiptera; Aleyrodidae. The record is from RefSeq and is a predicted model, not a curated record. Gene Ontology annotation, biological process: regulation of transcription by RNA polymerase II.
UGCAACUGUACCCUCCCCUCCCGCCAGUUCACCGUUUUGGCCAAGGAAGGCCUCUUCCCUCUUCCUCAUUGUCGCACGGUUCCUCCUUCGAGCAACACCGCAACCUGAUUUCUUCUCUCGCGAUCAGGUGAUCGGCACCCUUCCGUUAUACGCAAGUGUUAGUGACUUUCGCACCUCCGAACUGUUCUGUUUAUUCUGCGUUAUCGUGAUUACGUUUCUACUUGAAGACUCUUAACGUUUGCAUUCACGUUGCUGUGGUUUCUGUUUAUUUCGCGUUAUCGUGAUACGUUUCUACUUGAAGACUUUUAACGCUUAUCUUAAAAUUGCUGCUGUUUCUUUUGACUGUUUUCGGGUCUCCGUCGUUUUUUGUCGUGUAUCGUGUCCUGUUUAUUGUGUUUAACGUGAUGAUCCAAGUGUUCGGAAGUCUCUUGUACGCUCAAGAUCACUCGAAGUUUGUUUAAUCGCUAGAUCUACAAGUUGGAUGAAGAAACAUCUCCUACACCACAUUAAGGUCGAGGAUUUCAAGAGCCGAGAAUCCAACAUGGCGGAAGUUCUCAACAUGUCAGUCAACCUGUCCUACACCAACUUUAACAACAACGCUUUGGACUUGCGGAAAAGAGGCCGCGAAUCGCCAGAGGGUCUCGCCUGCCCGCCGAAGAGAUUCAAGUUCUACGCCAAGGACGACGGUCUGAGCCCCCCUAAGACCAUCAGCCCGGCCACGAGCCCAGGAAUCUUGACGCCCUCUCCGCCAUCCAGCCUGGACUACAGCCGGAGUAGCACACCCAUUCAGCGUUUGGACUCCAGCCGGAGUAGCCCACCCAUCCAGCGUGUGGACUACAAGCCCAAAGUUCACGCACCCGUUCUCUGGCCGCACCCAUCCAACGGCUACGCUGUCAACCACCUCGGCGUCUUCGCCGAACAGAGGCCGGCGCCCAUCAUCCCCAGCGACCUCCACGCGCGCUACUCCGAGUUCUUCGACUACGCCAAGAACAAGUUCUCGAUCAGAUCCCAGAGGGAGCAAAGACACAUCGAAGAAUGCAGACGUCUAGAAGAGUACAGACGGCGCUCAGCCUACCAGAUGGCACCCCCCGCCCGACUGAGCCCCACGGAAACGCCUUUCGGUAUGUUGAACCUGAACGUGCAACUCAACCGCUCGAGCAGUCUGUCCCCCGGAUCUCCAGUUGAUCACCGCUUGCUCUCGCCCAACCAGAUCAUGCGACCCCGCUCUGCUGAGAACCCUGCACGCUCGCCCAUGACCUACCCGUUGGAGCCGAAGCCCAUCAGACCUCAACCCCGAGUUGCCGAGACCUACAGUCGGACCCGCGGACCCCACAGUCAAGAUCGCGUUUCGCCGGUGUCCAUGGCCCGCGCGGACUCUUCACUGUCCGGCAAGGCGUCUCCGCUGUCGCAGCCCAGCUCCGUGGACGUCUCUGAAAGCUCGUCGGAGGGUCUCAAGUCUCUGUCUGGAGACUCGACUGCCGGUCUGAUUGGACUGUACUUGGACCAAGUUCACCCUGCCUUGUCGCUGACGGACAAGAUCAUCAACGCCGGUGUGACCGGGAAGCCGACGCGGCCGUUCAAGGCCUACCCCAAAGACCCGCUCUUCUUGGCGACCAGCCUGGCUGCGAUCGAUCCUGAGGAAUUCCGGUACUCGCAACAGGACUACUAUGAGUUCAGGGAGAAGAUGUUGUCCCUGUCAAGACAUGGUGCAGGUCAAUCCUAUCCAAAGAUGAAGCGCAGCGGUAGCCCUUCGACAGAAGCCGAGGGCGAAGGCACGAAGGACGCCCAGUACUGGGAGCGUCGGCGGAAGAACAACGAGGCGGCCAAGAGGUCCCGGGACGCCCGAAAAGCCAAAGAAGACGAGAUCGCCAUUCGCGCAGCCUAUCUGGAAAACCAGAAUCGCCUCCUAACAGCCGAAAUCCGCCAUCUCCGGUUCGUCACCGACCAACUCAAACGCUUGGCCGAAGAACGCGCUUACUCAGGGUAGAUGUCUUCCCUCCGCCCUCCUGUUUCAAGGGAGGUUUCACGCUGGAACCAAAAUCCAGGCGAGUCAGUUUUGUGAUAGCAUCAAAAGGCAGUAAUGUCAGUCUGCUCAUAGUCAUUUCUUCAUUUUUUAGAGUAUCUAAUUCGCGCUUUGUGAAUUUGCUUGUCAGAGUCAAUUUGUAAUAUUUGCGGGUAAAUUUGUCAUUGUGACGUUUUGUACUUUUUUAAGAGUACCUAAUUCGCACUUCGUGAGUUUUCUCAUGGGAGUCAAUUUCUAAUAUUAGUGAGUAAGUUGAACUUUCAAAAGUUCAGUCACAAGAGUCAAUUUGUAAUAUUUGCGGGUAAAUUUGUCAUUGUGACGCUCAGUAUUUUUUUAAAGUGCCUACCUAAUUCGCACUUCGUGAAUUUUUUUCUGAAAGUCCAUCUCUAAUAUUUAGCCUCGUUGAACUUUAAGAUGUUCAGUGAAAAAGUCAAUCUGUAAUAUUUGCGGGUAAAUUUGUCAUUGUGACGUUCCGUUUGAGAGGUAGUUUCCAAUUUUCUCAGUAUUUUGAAUUUUGUCAAUUUCCAUCGUGAGAUCGGCUCGCACGCCCGCUAGGUUUCGCCAAUGAAGUUAUUCAUCUUGUUGGGUUAGUCACUUCUGUAAAUAGAUUCUCAUUUGAUGAUUUUUUAUGUAAUUAUGUACAGGAUAUAUUUUGUAUAUUUUUUAAUUCGGCAUAGAGUCUUUAAUUAUGGAUAGGUAUGAUAAAAAUUUGUGUGUAAUUUCUUGAAUUUUUUCAACAGGCCUUGAAUUGUACACACACGUGACAAACUAUUUGUAUUGUGUUAUACCUAACUUUCCAAAAUUUGUGGGAAUGUAUUCUUUUCAUUCCAAGUCUGAAAGAAUCAGAUCAUAUGUAGGGAAGGACGCUAAACCAGAGGGUGUUAUCACUCAUGUCUGGGUCAGAUAAAUUAUUACAGAAUUAUAUUUUUGACUAAAUUGCACUUAUCAAGUAUUAAAAGCUCUAUAUAUCUGCGACAUAUUGUGUGAUAUAAAUGUAUAAUAUGUAUUUAAACAUUUCAUCAAAAUACAGUGUUGAGACGAGUACAUUACGCUGAAUGAAAGUUGUUUUGACUUGGAGCUUUUGUAACUAAAGUUAUGCCCAUCAAAGAACUCCCCCUAAUUAUUCGAGGAUUAUAAUUGUAAUACGCUUCCCGGUAUUCUGUCAUUUCAUGUUGAUUUUUGUCGACAGAUGCAAUGAGAAUUUAUAUUUCUUUUUUUGUAUUCUUCUUCUUUUCGCUGUUCUCUUUUUACUUCUUAUCGGUGCGUUUGUGAUACCGCAUAGUUGAAUUUGUUUCAACCCAUUGACAUCUGGCAAUGCCUCAAUAUUAGGUUACAUAGAUCAACGUGCGAUCUUAGGACCCGGUUUUUAAUUCUGAUUCUAAAUUUAAAUGUGCUUGAAACUAUUCAAGAGCAGUAUUUGUUAAGGAAAAGAUUUCGGUUUUAUUUUAAUUUAGAUGUAUUUUCGUCAAAUCGCAAUGCAUUCCAAUCCCAGUCGAAUUCCAGCUUCUAAAGUUUGGAUUUUAGUUUUAUAGUUUGGCACUACGUGCAUUAUUAUAUUUUUUUAUAAUCUGAGAUUUGUCUAUUUUUAUUUAUUAAAAGUUUUUUUCGUGUGUUAAA